AUGUUUGGGUGCCUGGGCCCCCUGCUGGGACUGGAUGUAAGGAUAGAACCUUCUGUCCAGGGAACGAACGGGCGUGCGCAACCCCAACUAACACCAAGCCGUCCCAUCACCGCCAACAUCACGGCCAACACUGGUGCUAUGCGUCGCCGCCACCGCCACCGCCGCCGUCGCCGCCACCGCCACCGCCGCCGGCGCCCUGGCCACAUCAACGCCACCACCACCGCCGCUGCCAGCGCCAAUGCAGCCACCACGCACCAAGUGCCCACCGCGGUCACGCAGCAAACAGGUAGCAGGAAGCGGAAAGCCCCCGAGGCUGAAGCGGGCUCGGGGAGCGCGGCGUCGGCAGAAGCAGGGGCAGGGGCAGGGGCAGGGACACAGAUAGCCAAGAAACAGAGGCGGCAGGGGGCGCGCCGCUCGCUGGUGCACUACCUGAAAGACCGCGAGCUGGGCGCGCGUGGCGGCUACGGUGGGCCCCAGCGCUUCGAGGACGAGCUGCGCAUCAAUGCGGUGCACCAGCUGCCGGCACUGCUGCAGGAGCACGAGCUGAAUCUGGGCACUCUCAACAAGGUCUUUGCGUCGCAGUGGCUGAACACCAGGCAGGUGGUGUGUGGCACCAAGUGCAACACGCUCUUCCUGUUAGAUGUGUACACGAGCCAGAUCACACGCAUCCCUCUCCUGCCGGACAGGGUGUCACCGCUGUUCCAGGACCAAGUGAACUGCGGCAUCCACGCCAUCGAACUGAACCCCUCCAAGACACUGCUGGCCACAGGGGGCGAGAACCCCAACAGCCUGGCCAUCUACCACCUACCCACGCUUGACCCUGUGUACCUAGGUGACCGCCAUGGCCACAGGGACUGGAUCUUCGCCAUCGCUUGGAUGAGCGACACUGUGGUCGUGAGUGGUUCCCGCGAUGGUAGCGUGGCACUGUGGCAAGUGGACCCAGACAUGUACCACAGCAGCACUGCCUGCCACAACGAUGAGGGGCUGCCCACGUACACCCACACCCGCCCACAAGAUGUGGAGAUCAUCCCCAAGGCCGACACCAGCCCAUUUAACCACAAGGUGCGGGCCCUGGCUUUCAAUAGCAAGAACAAGGAGCUGGGAUCAGUGUCCCUCGAUGGCUACUUCCACCUGUGGAAGGCACCAAACAUCCUGUGCAGGCUGCUGUCCCUUAGGCUGCCCUUCUACCGAGACAAUGUGUGCCUGACCUACUGCGACCAACUGAACCUGUACGCAGUGGGCUCCCAGUCCCAUGUCACCUUCCAGGAUCCUCGUGAUUACCAGUCAAACCUGAGGCCCCUGUGCUCCAGAGAGGGUGGCACCGGAGUGCGCUCCCUCAGUUUUUAUGAGCACAUCAUCACCAUAGGCACCGGCCAUGGGUCCCUGCUUUUCUAUGAUGUCCGUGCCCAGAAGUUCCUGGAAGAGAGGGCCGCUGCCAGCCUGGACUCCUCUCCAGCACCUACAGGGAAGAAGCUCAAGCUCACCUCUGGGAGAGGCUGGCUCAACCACAAUGAUCUCUGGGUGAAUUAUUUUGGAGGCGCUGAAGAGUACCCCAAUGCGCUCUACACCCACUGCUACAACUGGCCUGAGAUGAAGCUCUUCGUAGCUGGGGGGCCUCUCACUUCAGGCCUCCAUGGGAACUACGCAGGCCUCUGGAGCUAA
Molecule: messenger RNA, 1662 nt
Organism: Elephantulus edwardii (Cape elephant shrew)
Lineage: Eukaryota; Metazoa; Chordata; Mammalia; Macroscelidea; Macroscelididae
Product: DDB1- and CUL4-associated factor 12-like protein 2-like
Exons: 3
Coding region: 1-1662 (553 amino acids)
Cellular component (GO): Cul4-RING E3 ubiquitin ligase complex
Molecular function (GO): protein binding
Source: RefSeq, a predicted model, not a curated record